Aspergillus tubingensis is the source of this 1440-nucleotide messenger RNA. RefSeq names its product glycosyltransferase family 31 protein. Lineage: Eukaryota; Fungi; Ascomycota; Eurotiomycetes; Eurotiales; Aspergillaceae. The record is from RefSeq and is a predicted model, not a curated record. The transcript has a single exon. Gene Ontology annotation, molecular function: acetylglucosaminyltransferase activity. Bases 1 to 1440 code for a protein of 479 amino acids. Gene Ontology annotation, cellular component: membrane.
AUGUGGGCAAAACCUGCGGACAAGCCGCGGUCAUCAAUGGGGAAGAGAAAGCUGCUGCGCUUUGUCGUCAUCAGCUGUAUCGUCACUAGCUUCACCAUUUUCCUUUGGCCCCGUCUAGAAUCCCAGCCGGUCACCACGGAAACUGUUUCCAACAUUACCAUCACCUCCGAUGUUGGCUGCCAGCCGGACUUCGAGGCUCUCCGCCGCUUGAAUGUCCAGAAACUGACCCAGUACGUGCGACGCGAAGUAGUCGCCUCUGAAUCUCCCAGCAACGUCUUGCCGCUGUCACAACGUCUCCAAGUUCCUUUAUUCCCGCAAAAGCCCCAUGGCGACCAACUUCAUCUACCGGAGGAGCUCUUGCAUGAGGACUGCUUAAUACCAAACCCGGUGUCCCUCCAAGUCCCGAUACCCCCCAGACAUGCGGAUGCGUCCCACAUCGACUUCGGUGUCGCUACGACGAUAGAACGGCUGAACGACUCCCUGGACGCGUUUUCUCAUUGGGCGGGUUAUACAAAUGCUCAUAUCUUUGCCUUGGUUGAGCCCGAUGAGAGGGCACACGAGGUGUUGCUCAAGGCCGAUGCGCUUGGAAUAAAUCUCUCAAUAUCGGAGUCGAGUGAAGAGUACCAGCGCCGAUACUUUUCGCUGGUCCCUCACCUGGCCAAGAAUGCGCGUCCCGAAACGAAGUGGUCGUGCGUCAUGGACGAUGAUACAUUCUUCCUCUCGAUGCCAGAGUUGGUCAAAGGGCUCAAGGAGUAUGAUGAAACGAAACCCAUGUACGUGGGUGGACUGUCUGAAAGUAUUCCCCAGGUUGGAGUGUUUGGAUUGAUGGGAUUUGGAGGCGCAGGCGUCUUCUUGUCCCGGCCUCUGAUCCAAGAAUUGAGCCGGCCGGAAGUAUUCGAGGACUGCCAGAGAAUGGAUGUGACGGGCGACCGCAGAAUCUCUCUUUGCAUCUACCAGUACACCAGUGUUCGUUUGACCAUCGACCACCGCCUGCACCAGCUCGACAUGAUGGGCGAUGUGUCUGGGUUUUUCGAGGCGGAACGGCAACCACCGCUGUCAGUGCAUCACUGGAAGUCUUGGUUCCACGCGGACAUGGCCAAAGCCAGUGCGGUCACCGAAAUCUGCGGUGAUUCUUGUCUCCUGCGGAAAUGGCACUUUGGAGAUGGCUGGAUCCUCACCAACGGCUUCUCGGUGGUGAAGUAUAGCAGCGAGAAGAAGCCAGGCGACAGAAGCAUGGAGCUCACGUGGGACAGCCACAACGGUGCUGUUUUCGAGUCAUAUCUGCAUGAGCUUGGUCCUCUCCGCUUAAAGGACGAGGGAAAGAUUAGCUACCUGCACGAAGACGCCAUCAUUGACGGAAACCGCGUCCGUCAAUGGUACGUCCACCGUGACCCGGAGAAAGGUGAUCAAGUUCUAGAGUUGAUCUGGCGAGCAGCCUAA